AAAGAAAUGCCACAACGAGGAAGAACUAGGAGCACCUUCAUCAAAAUUUGACAAAGCAAAUGACUCUGCAGCACUCUUUGAGUGGAAGUUUGCAUUGGCAGGCUAUGGGUGUGGACUGGUAUUGGGACUUAGUCUAGGAUACAUUGUGUUCACAACAGCAAAACGAUGGUAGGUGGUGAAGAAGGUGGAGAAAUAUCAAGAGAAAUUUGUUGGAAGAUGGAUCUGCAGGCGUAAGAAGAGAAAAACCCAAAACCCCAACCAACGCUCUUCGAUGAAUAACUUCCAUGGUACAAUCCCCAAUUCAUUUGUUAACAGCUAUGAGUUGAGAACUCUUCGCCUAAAUGGCAACCAGUUGGAAAGGAGGCUGCCACCAUCUUUAGUUAAUUGUAGUUCCUUGGAAGUUCUAGAUGAUUUCAUAAUUGUUGAUUUCUUGAGCAAUCAAUUUCACGAACUGAUUCCUAAAGAGUUGGGAGAACUCAAUUCACUUCAUUUGCUAAGCUUUUCUCAAAACAGUCUCACUGGUGAAAUUCCAUCAUCAUUAGGGAAAAUGACAGAACUUGAAUCACUGGAUCUCUCGUCAAACAAGCUUGAAGGCAGGAUUCCUGAGCAGUUGACAAACCUAACAUUCCUAAAUGUUACAACACCAGAAGUACCUCCCUCAAAAUUUGAUGAAAAAAAUGACACUGCAGCUUUCUUCGAUUGGAAGUUUGUAUUAUCGGGUUAUGGUUGCGGACUGGUGUUCGGACUUAGCCUUGGAUACAUUAUGUUCAAAACAGGAAAACCAUGGUGGCUAGUGAAGAUGGUAGAGAUAUAUCGACAGAGAUUUGUUGAUAGAGGCAGACAUAAGAAGAGAAAGAACGCCAACAUCCCACCGACGAUGUGAGGAGUGUUUUUUUUUUUUUUCACUGUAAAAACCAAUGUAAAUAAUAGUAAUUAAUUUUU
Rubroshorea leprosula is the source of this 942-nucleotide messenger RNA. The record is from the annotation of a GenBank genome assembly. Lineage: Eukaryota; Viridiplantae; Streptophyta; Magnoliopsida; Malvales; Dipterocarpaceae.